AUGUGGAUUCACCCGAGCUCAGACCAAAUGGUCCCCUCUGGGAAGCCCCCAACCAAACACGGGGUCCCAAGAAACCUCCUGCUUUGGUUUACAUCUGACUUGGUAUCUCCUCUCCUACUGAUGGAGCUUCCACGGCCGGCUCGGCCGGUCCUCCUGGCCAUCCUCCUCUUGUCGAUGGCCGCGCAUUCCACGCAGAUUACCUACGACGAGUUUCUGGACAAUAUCGAGAGCGUUCUUAACGGGUCCAAGCCCCUCGGCAAGAUUGACUCCAUGCUGUUCACGCAGGCCAAUCAGUACAACCUGGCUACCAGCAAUAAAGCCCGCGCCAAAUCCGCCUCCCACAGGUCGCCCUUCCGCAGUAACUCCAUUCGCGGCUCCUCUGCGACGGACCCUGGCGUCGGCAGUAGCAGCGGCAGUAUCGACGGCAAUAACGGCGGCAGUGGCAGCGGCAGUAGCGGCAGCAGCGUCGGCUUGGUCUCGCGUUUCUUUGGUAGUUUCUUAGGCGUCCGCACCACCACCAGCGCGACAACAUCGGGGUUUCCAAUUGGUCCUCCGCUGUCUACCUACCAAAACGGCGUGAAAUGGCUCAGCAGCAGCGCGGCAGGCAGCAAAUCUAACCGUGCUAAGCUAAACAUGUUACUGAAGCUGCUGGGUCAACCCAGCCUCGAUAAGGCUCUGGGAAAAAAACAAUCCGCUUUUUUUAUACCCUCGGAUGCGAAUGUUACGCUGGAAGCGGCGGGAGUUACAAACCUUACUGCUGCGCAAGAUAAUGUGCCGAGCACUGUUCCAACACCGGCGCAAGUUUCCGGGCAGAGUUAUGCGAUGAGUUACAGUGAGAGUUAUGCGAUGGAUUCCGGCACGGUUGGGGUGCUGGAGGAUGACGAGGAGAGACAUGGCGGGCGACAGUAUCGAAUCGAAUGCCACGAGGACGAGGAGGAGGACGACGACGAGCCGAUUUGCGUCGAACCAGUUGGAAGAGUGCGAAUCAUCAAAUACACCUCCCCCCAGAAUAUUUCUUACGUGCUGCUCCGAGCCAUAAGCAAGUGCUUGCCCGAUGUGCGCAAGGUGCAAAUCCGCAAUGCUGUGUAUGGGAAAACGGGGAAGCUUGUAUUGGAGAUGCCUGGUUCGUGGACGCUUGUGGAUCCAAUUCAAACCGAGCUGGUUAAGCACACCUUAAUCGCUAAUGCGAGCAGCGUGAUCGUUGCGAACGGGCAGACUUUGGAGAAGGCGGUGAUUACCAUGACCCAGGCGCCAUGGAACUACUACGCUAUCUUCACCACAGGAGCCAAGAAGAAUGGGGCGAUUAGGGGUCAACUGUGGAAGCCCUUUUGCCCUUGGUGUGCGAACUUCACGUUCACAGGGACGUAG
Messenger RNA from Closterium sp. Yama58-4, 1368 nucleotides. The record is from the annotation of a GenBank genome assembly. NCBI's taxonomy places the organism in Eukaryota, Viridiplantae, Streptophyta, Zygnematophyceae, Desmidiales, Closteriaceae.